Molecule: messenger RNA, 4237 nt
Organism: Ailuropoda melanoleuca (giant panda)
Lineage: Eukaryota; Metazoa; Chordata; Mammalia; Carnivora; Ursidae
Gene: IRAK4
Product: interleukin 1 receptor associated kinase 4
Exons: 12
Coding region: 141-1523 (460 amino acids)
Biological process (GO): protein phosphorylation; signal transduction
Molecular function (GO): magnesium ion binding; ATP binding; protein serine/threonine kinase activity
Source: RefSeq, a predicted model, not a curated record
GGGGCGGGGUCUGGGGCGGGGCCUAAUCGGUUGGCCCCGCCCCGCCCCGGUGCUUUUCCGAGCCCGGGUUCCUCCGCAGCUGCCUCAGCUGGGCGGUGCCCCGGCAGCCCUGGCGCCCCGCUACUGGGCAGGAAUAGAAGAUGAACAAACCCAUAACAUCUUCAACAUAUGUGCGCUGCCUCAGUGUUGGACUAAUUAGGAAGCUGUCAGAUUUUAUUGAUCCUCAAGAAGGAUGGAAGAAGUUAGCAGUAGCUAUUAAAAAACCAUCUGGUGAUGAUAGAUAUAAUCAGUUUCACAUAAGGAGAUUUGAAGCAUUACUUCAAACUGGAAAAAGUCCCACUUCUGAAUUACUGUUUGACUGGGGCACCACAAAUUGCACAGUUGGUGAUCUUGUGGAUCUUUUGAUUCAAAAUGAGUUUUUUGCCCCAGCAAGUCUUUUGCUACCAGAUGCUGUUCCCAAAACGGUUCAUACACUACCUUCUAAAGAAGCUGUAACAGUUCAGCAGAAGCAUGUGCCUCUCCAUGGCAAAGACAGGACAUUUGUGUUACCUGUGCAGAAUGUUGAACAAAACUGUAUGCCACCUGACUCCUCAAGUCCAGAAAAUACAAGUUUAGAAAGUAGUGAUACACGUUUUCACAGUUUUUCAUUUUAUGAACUGAAGAAUGUCACAAAUAACUUUGAUGAGAGACCCAUUUCUCUUGGUGGCAACAAGAUGGGAGAGGGAGGAUUUGGAGUUGUAUAUAAAGGCUAUGUGAACAACAAAACUGUAGCAGUGAAGAAGCUUGUAGCAAUGGUUGACAUUAGUACCGAAGAACUGAAACAGCAGUUUGAUCAAGAAAUAAAAGUUAUGGCAAAGUGUCAACAUGAGAACUUAGUAGAACUGCUUGGUUUCUCAAGUGAUGGAGAUGACCUCUGCUUAGUGUAUGUUUAUAUGCCCAAUGGCUCAUUACUAGACAGGCUGUCUUGCUUGGAUGAUACUCCACCACUUUCUUGGCACAUGAGAUGCAAGAUUGCUCAAGGUGCAGCUAAUGGCAUCAGUUUUUUACAUGAAAACCAUCAUAUCCAUAGAGACAUUAAAAGUGCAAAUAUCUUACUAGAUGAAGACUUUACAGCCAAAAUAUCUGACUUUGGGCUUGCACGGGCUUCUGAGAAGUUUGCCCAGACAGUCAUGACUAGCAGAAUUGUGGGAACAACAGCUUAUAUGGCACCUGAGGCUUUACGAGGAGAAAUAACACCCAAAUCUGACAUCUACAGCUUUGGUGUGGUUUUAUUAGAAAUAAUAACUGGACUUCCAGCUGUGGAUGAACACCGGGAGCCUCAGUUAUUGCUAGAUAUUAAAGAAGAAAUUGAAGAUGAAGAAAAGACAAUUGAAGACUAUAUUGAUACAAAGAUGAAUGACACUGAUCUUACUUCCAUUGAAACUAUGUACUCUGUUGCUAGUCAAUGCUUGCAUGAAAAGAAAAAUAAGAGACCAGACAUUAAGAAGGUUCAACAGCUGCUGCAAGACAUGACAACUUCUUAAAAUUUUACUGGAAUAGACUCUUGAUUUUUUUGUAUCCACCUAUCUAAACCAUUUUUUAAACUAAGUAUUUUUUUGUAAACAUUCUUUUUUACCUUUAAUAAGGCAGCAUGGAGCAGUGCAGUGGCUAUUAAAGCUUGUAUAGAACCCCCAACAAACAGAACAAACAAAAGUAGAGCCAUGAUAUCGACCCUAAGCCCUAGCUUGUUAUUGUGACCCUCAGUCCUUGAGUAAUCCCUGAGACUUCUCCUUGGAACUUCACCAAAUACAGUUUGAAAACUGUAGAAUUAGCAACAAAGAGGACUGGACCAUAGGGUGAAAAGACCCUAGCCCAAAUCCCAAUUCUACUACUAAUUUGCUGUAGAGUUUUUGGUAAUCCCUUCCCAGCUUUGAGCCUUCUUUUUUUUCCACUGAUAUCAUUAGGCUAAUACCUAUUGUGCUUCUCUGACAGGUAGUCAUAAAAAUCAAACGAGGCAGCAUAUGUACAAGCACUUUGUAACAUGUAAAGUGAUAUAAAAUUUAAAGUUUAUGUAUAAUCCAAUUAUAGUCAUUUGUUUAUAGGAUCAUGUUCGCAUUAUGCUAUUUUAAGCAGUCAUUCACCACUAACCAAACAUGCCCUGAUGUUACUUCCGUGAUGAUAUGGUCAAUAUUAGAUUAUGUUAGAUGGCAAAAUUGGAGGAAUUUUGUAGAUGUUGUUAAGGUCCCUAAUCUGCUGACUUUGGGUAUCAACAGAAAGACUGUGCUGGGUAGGCCUGUCCUAAUAAGGUGAGUUCUUACAAGAAGCCUAAGAGAUUAUCCUGUGGGCCUUGAAGAAGUAAGCUACCGUGUUGUAAGAGGCCACAUUGGCUAAGACCUAAGGGUGCCCUUCUAGGCUGAGAGCCACCUUCUAGCUGUUAGCCAGCAAUAAAAAAACUGGGACCUGGGUUGUAUAACCACAAGAAACUGAAUUUUUCUAGAAAGAACAACUGUUUUUCUUCCCGUAUUUCUGACCUACUGGUUUGCUUGCUAAAAAUUUUUAAUUUUAAAUUUCUCUCAAUAUGUUCUAUGAGAACCAAACAGAUAUUAAGAACAAUUAAUAAAUGUUUUGCCUUACUUUUCUGACACAUAAUUAAGAGAAAUUUAAGACAUUCUGAAGCAUUUUUUGCUCUAUCCACUGUCUGGUUCUGUAACCAUAUAAAAUGGCCAUAGAUCUCAGCUAUCUGUUGUCCUUUUUAUUCACUUUCAAAAUGCAAGCAUACCUCAGAGAUAUGGACAGUUCAGUUCCAGACCAUCACAAUAAAAUGAGUAUCACAAUAAAGUGAGUUAAAUAAAUAUUUUGGCUUGCCAGUGCAUAUAAAAGUUAUGUUUACACUAUACUGUAGUCUAUUAACUGUGCAAUAGCAUAUGUCUAAAAAAAUAAUGUACAUACCUUAAUUUAAAGAUACUUUGUUACUAGAAAAUGCUAACUAUCAUCUGAGCUUGCAGAGAGCUUUUUGCUAUGAAGGGUCUCAACUGCACAUUGAUGAUGCUGACUGAUCAGGGUGGUGGUUGCUGAAGGCUGGGGUGGCUGUGGCAAUUUCUUAAAUGAAGUUUGUCCCAUCAAUUGACUCUUCCUUUCACGAACCAAUUUCCCUGUAGCAUGCAAUGCUGCUUGAUAGCAUUUUACCAACAGUAGAAAUUUUUUCAGAAUUGGAGUCAAUUUUCUCAUACCCUGCUACUGCUUUAUCAACUAAGCCGAUGCAAUAUUUUAAAUGUUUUGUUGUCAUUUCAACGAUCUUCACAGCAUCUUCACCAGUAGAUUCCAUCUCAAGAAACUACUUUCUCCGCUUACCCCUAAGAAGCAACUCCUCACUUGUUAAAGUUUUAUCAUGAGAUUGCAGAAAUUUUGUCACAACUUAAGACUCUACUUCUAACGCUAGUUCUCUUGCUCUUUCCACAUCUGUAGUUAGUUACUUCCUCCUCUGAAGUCUUAAACCCCCCAAAGUCAUCUAUGACUGUUGGAAUCAACUUUCUUCAUGUCAGCAAUAAGACUGUUUGCCUUUCUUAUCAUUCAUUUGUUCACUAUAUUAGAACUUUUAAUUUCCUUCAAGAAAUUAUUCUUUGCAUUCACAACUUAGCUAACUGCUUGGUGCAGAACUCCUAGCUUUUGGUCUAUAUUGGCUAUUGACAUGUCUUCCUUACUAAACUUAAUCAUGUCUAGCCUUUGAUCUAAAGUGAAAGAUGUGUGACACUUCUUUUCACCUGAACAUUUAGAGGGCAUUGUAGGGGUUAUUAAUUUGCCUAAUUUCAAUAUUGUUGUGUCUCAGGGAUUAGGGAGCCCCAAGGAGAAGGAGAGAGAUGGGGGGAACAAUAGGUCAGUAGAGCAGUGAGAGCACACACAACAUUUAUCGAUAAGUUCCCUGUCUUAUAUGGACACUGUACUUGGUGCCCCAAAACAAUGACAAUCGUAACAUCAAAGGUCACUGACUGCAGGAUCACCAUAACAAAUAUACUAAUAAUUAAAAGUUUGAAAUAUUGAAGAAUUACCAAAAUGUGGCACAGAGACACAGAGUGAGCAAAUGCUGUGGGAAAAAUGGUACUGAUAGACUUGCUUAACCCAGGGUUGCCAUAAAUCUUUGAUUUAUAAAAGCUACAGUAUCUGGAAAGUGAAGUAAAAUGAUUUAUGCCUAUAUGUAUGUAUUUUAAUUUUUUCCAGCUUUCCUGUGGUAUGAUUGACAAAUAAAUUUAUAUAUACUCCA